ACAAUCCAACAAAUAUCAUCAACUUUUAACUAUUACAUUCAUAAAAUGAAUAAUAAAUUAUUAUUUUUAUUCAUUAAAUUCAUUAAAAUGAUGUCAUUUUACUUAGAAUGCGUAAGUCGAUCAUACCGAUCAUACUAGUGGUGUCAUGCCGGUUUCAGCACCGGCACAGAUUGAACCAGGUUCAACCGGGUGGCAUGCCACCCGCAUGACAAGUUGACAACCAUGAUCCGCACAAAAUUAAUCCUAAGCACAGUAAAACUUGAGAACAUGUCGACAUUACUUUCAUUUUUUUUUUAGCUUCAAAGUUGAGUAUCCUCCAUUAGUCUACGCAUUUCGCUCUCUGGGAUUCUUUUAAAAACGCGUUAAGAUUUUUUUUCAAAUGUGUCUCCAUUUCUUCUUUCUCGUAAAGUAAGAAAGGAAGCAGCGAUCUCAUUACGCGGCCAACCCACGACCCAGACGCAGAUCAACGCUCACAGCUGAUCAGGAGGAAGAGAGUCAUAAUUUAAUUCACCUUCUUUCCCUUCUAUAUAAAUCAAAUCAAAUAUAUACUCUGUAUUCAUAACUAGUAAUACACUCUACAAAGCUGCUGCUCUCAACUAAUGGCGGGUCUGCUGGAGAAGGCGAAGGACUUUAUGGCGUCGGCCGUCAAAACCCCUGAAGCGACCGUCACCGACGUGGAUCUGAAAGGCGUACGCUUCGACCACGUCGAAUACCUCGCCAAGGUCGCCGUCGACAACCCUUACCCGACUCCAAUCCCAAUCAUGGAGAUCUCCUACAACCUCAAGAGCGGCGCCAGGGUGAUUGCACAUGGGACGAUCCCGGACCCAGGGAGCCUGAAGGCGAACGGGAAGACGGAUCUGGAUGUGAUAGUGAAAGUGGCGCACACCGUGCUGGUCAGCUUGGUGGUCGACAUUUCCAAAGAUUGGGAUAUCGACUAUGAACUGGAGAUUGGGCUUAUCAUUGAUCUCCCCAUAAUUGGCAGCUUCACCAUUCCUAUAACUAGCAAGGGUGAGAUCAAGCUCCCUACGCUCUCUGAUGUCUUCUUCUCUUCCAAAGAGUCCAACGAGACCGAAGAGUGAGAGCUAGAGCAAGAUCAUGUGGUGGAUCUGGGUUUGAAGUAGGGUUUUCAAUGUGGUUGUAUCUCUGUGCUUUGUUGUUUGUAGCUCGUCCUGUUUAGGUGAAUAAAACUUGCAAGAGAGUAUGCAUGUCUCGAUGAAAUUAUUGGUUUCAGUUACAUUUCUCAUCUUAACUAAAAAGGUCGAACUACAAAGGUCGAACAAGUAGUACAUCGUCAAUAAUAUCGUCACAGCCUG
This is a messenger RNA of Linum trigynum, 1313 nucleotides long. Lineage: Eukaryota; Viridiplantae; Streptophyta; Magnoliopsida; Malpighiales; Linaceae. The record is from the annotation of a GenBank genome assembly.